UUCGGCCUCUGGAGAUAGGUUGGCGCCUCCCGCGAAGCUCAGGCUUAUGAGGCAGGGUCUGCGUGGGUGGCCCCGAGCAGGUCUUCGAUGAGGACAUUGGCGGCGAUGAGCUCAUCGGCAUGGCCAGGCUGUCGCACGAGGACUUCUACCCCAACGGCUUCCAGGGCGAGCUAUCCCCGCGGGAAGGGAGCCCCGCUGCAGGGCGAGCUGUCGGUGGCACUCACGCUCUUCAAGGUGGUGGUGGGCCCCCGCGGGCGCGCCGAGCAGCAGAAGAGGAGGAGGAAGCUCUGCAAGCACGUCCAGGUGGCUAUCAUCAGCGCUAGCGGCCUUGCCGUCGCGGGCGGCGAGAUGGACUGCGAUCCAUACUGCGUCUGCAGGAUAGCCGACGCCGAGGGUUCACCAGAGGACGAGGGGCCUCAUCGUGCUCAGGGCCGCAGCCAGGGCGCCCACUGGAAGCGACGGUAUGGCCGAGCAGAGGCCAAAGGCCAGAUCGAGACCCACGUCAUCCCCCGGACGAGGAACCCGACCUGGCGAUACCUCGACGAGCUGUCUCUGUACGCCGAGGGCGACGCCCUGUUUUUUGAGGUCUGGGACAGAGACGUCGGCAAGGAGGACGCGCUGGAUUUCAUUGGUCACGUUGUGCUCACAGGCGACAAGAUAAUGCCGAACGGCUUCCUGGGAGAACUUCAGCUGCUGGAUGCCAGCGACGCCCCCCUGGAGGCGAGGCUGAACAUCUGCAUCAUCCCGCCUUUCAGGGACGUGCCUGGCAUCAGAUGCAGGUUUGAUGUGCGCGAGGGCAAGCUCGGCGUCAAGAUCGUGCCAGAUGAGCAAGGAGAUGCCUUCUUCAUAAGAAAGGUCUUUGAAGACGGGCUCGUCGACAAAUGGAACAUUGCGAAUCCGCAGCAGCGCAUCCUUGCCGACGACCGCGUCAUCGAGGUCAAUGGCAUCAGAGGCAGCGCAAAGGAUCUCAUCUCCACAGUCGCGUGCUGCAAGGGGGAGAUGGAGUGGCUGCUGACGCGCGCUAUCGUCUGAGCGCGGCAGCCUGCGGGCGCUUCUCUGGUGCGCCCUCGCCCCCCCUUGGCGCGCCUUCUGCACAUGAGUGGUGCGAUCGUUAUCUCGUUUUGAUUUUUUUGUAAUGCGUAGUUACUCUUAGGGCGACGAGAUCUCUACAAUGUCCACUGCCCUAGUCCUGGCCCAUCCUGGGCUCAGGACCAGUGUACACGCCCUCCAUCUUGUCGCCCUAGCUCUUGUGCAUGAGCCGUGAUGGCAUGGACGCUACCAUUGCGCAGCAGUCCCGUUGCGAGUGCCAGCUAGAUAUUCUAUUCGGCGAGUGUGUGUUGUGUGUUGUUCGCCUGUUAUCCGAGUGCGCUCCCGUGGCUUCCGCGAAGCGGCGGCAAUGCUCGCCAGGCCCAGCAGAUUGCGCCACAAUUCAGGUCCCAUUGCGCGCGCGGGUCCCGCGAGGAUCCGCGGCCCCCCUGCGCGCGCUCGCGCGGGACGCGAUGUUUCAGCCUGGGGGGCGACGUCUCCGAUCUUCUGUGCCCCAUCUUUCGGGUGUUGCUAGAGAUCAGAGGAGGGAACGGUACCCAUACCGCUAACCCUUCCUCGUUUCUUCUUUUUUGGGCCUCCUCGGAGGCCCUCGUCGCCACCGCUGGAUUCGCCCCGAAAUCCUGGUCAGAACGCACCCCAGGAGAGGUCCAGGGAGUAGCGGCAUCGGUACCUGCUGGUUUCCCUAAGAGACGGCCCGGGCC
Molecule: messenger RNA, 1748 nt
Organism: Prorocentrum cordatum
Lineage: Eukaryota; Dinophyceae; Prorocentrales; Prorocentraceae
Source: the annotation of a GenBank genome assembly